GUGGUGCCACCAAGCAGGAGCUGCUCAGGGACUUUGUGUUGAAGUGCUACAAGCAGAACGACUACGAAGGAAACAAAGGACGCCUCGAGACAUUGAUGACUUACAGGAGGGAGAAAACGAAGUCCCAGAAAAGCAACUUGGUCCGUGGGUGGUGCACGGAACAAGACAUGAUCAAGCUGGGAUGGAACAAGGUGAAAGGAGCCAUGCAGUAUUGCACCCGCCACAAGCUCACGAAGCGAUGCAAGUACACAAACGAAGAAAAGUUCCUCGUCGAGUUGGAGGACAGGGUGGACGACGAGCUGAUGACACGGCUGAAGCUGGAGGAGGAAAUGAGUGCCAUAAGCGGCGACUUUAAGGACGAUGACCCCGUGUUUGCAUUCAACCGCACAGCUGCCUUGGAAGAUGAAGACCAGGGUCCGCCUGCUUCCAGUGGCGGCAAGAAGGUCGUGCUCGAGGAGUGGCCGGAGAUCCUCGAAGACAACUUGAGUCUUAGGAUCAAGAAAUUCAAAGACCAUGCCGUCAAGAGGAAAGGUGUCUUCAAAAACACGGAAGACAGGCUCUUGGAGGAGAAGUGUGCUGGGCACGAGAGUGACUUCAAGAACCUCAAGUCAGCUCUAGGCCCAUCGGUGCGAGUGGCCGCGACCUCGUCGAUGAAGUCGUCACUUCUUUCAUCGUACCUGGGUGUGUCGAGGAAGAUCGCCAAAACCCAUGGUACUGGAAGUGGAAAUCAGUUUCGCGGCCUGGUUCGAAGUUUGCAGAGGCUGUUUUCCUACAUGCUUAACAAUGGCUACUCCAAGCUACUGCUGGGGGGCUACGAUGUCAAAACGGAUGAAUCCAGAACUGUUCUUCGGCAGUGGUGGGAACGCUACAGGGCCCACGACCCCCAUCAUCCAGUCUUCAGCAGCACAGCAUUGGAGGACACGGUGCCACUGGCUGUCUAUGGAGACGAGGGGACUGGUAAACGAAAGCACCCUUGUUAUAUCCUUGCAACCAAGGCAAUGCUCAACUGUCGCAACAACAGCUACUAUCGCAACUUUUUGUACACCAUCGCUGCCCAUGAGCUAUACCGGGGAUUUCACAAAGGUUCAUCGAACAAGAACGAGUGUUUGGAUGAGAUUGUGCGACUUUACUCGCUGGAAGCUGGCUCUCUCUUUCGAGAAGGUUAUCGGGGUUGCAACAUCUAG
Molecule: messenger RNA, 1184 nt
Organism: Symbiodinium sp. CCMP2456
Lineage: Eukaryota; Dinophyceae; Suessiales; Symbiodiniaceae
Source: the annotation of a GenBank genome assembly